This is a messenger RNA of Zygosaccharomyces rouxii, 492 nucleotides long. RefSeq names its product Egd1p (gene EGD1). The coding region runs from base 1 to 492 and encodes 163 amino acids. NCBI's taxonomy places the organism in Eukaryota, Fungi, Ascomycota, Saccharomycetes, Saccharomycetales, Saccharomycetaceae. The record is from RefSeq and is a predicted model, not a curated record. The transcript has a single exon. Gene Ontology annotation, cellular component: cytosol; nascent polypeptide-associated complex.
AUGCCAAUUGAUCAAGAAAAAUUAGCUAAGUUGCAGAAGUUGUCUUCCAACAACAAGGUUGGUGGUACUAGAAGAAAGAUGGGUAAAAAGACUGGCUCUUCUGCAUCUUCAAACAAGGAUGAUACCAAAUUGCAAGCUCAAUUGGCUAAAUUGCAUGCUGUCACCGUCGACAACGUUGCUGAAGCUAACUUCUUCAAGGAUGACGGUAACGUUAUGCACUUCAACAAGGUUGGUGUUCAAGUAGCUCCUCAACACAACACUUCUGUUUUCUACGGUCUUCCACAAGAGAAGGGUCUACAAGAAUUGUUCCCUAACAUUAUCUCUCAAAUGGGCCCUGAAGCUAUCCAAGCUUUGACACAAUUAAGUGCUCAAAUGCAACAGGCUCAACAAGUCCAAAAGCCUGAUGCCGAUGCAGCUGCUGGUGCCGAGAAGAAAGACGAAGGUAUUCCAGAACUAGUGGAAGGUCAAACUUUUGAUGCUGAUGUCGAAUAA